Brassica napus (rape) is the source of this 5593-nucleotide messenger RNA. RefSeq lists its product as uncharacterized. Gene Ontology annotation, biological process: DNA repair; DNA recombination; DNA replication. The record is from RefSeq and is a predicted model, not a curated record. Gene Ontology annotation, molecular function: DNA binding. The coding region runs from base 3838 to 5361 and encodes 507 amino acids. Gene Ontology annotation, cellular component: nucleus. The transcript is spliced from 9 exons. Lineage: Eukaryota; Viridiplantae; Streptophyta; Magnoliopsida; Brassicales; Brassicaceae.
GGGCAAAUAAACAAAACACGAAACAAUAUACAAAGAACCUUAGAGAAUAUUGUGAGAGUAUUGUGAGGAAUGUUUUUUAUGUUCAACUUAGUGUGAGCAAAAAUAAAAACCACUUGCCUGAAUAGUUAAAAAAUUUAAAUUCCGAAAAGAUACAAAAAGAUUAAACUAUUUGCAUAUAAACACUACUAAUUAUUUUUUUUUAUGUUUAAGUUAGUGUGAACAAAAAAUAAAAAUCAUUUGCUCAAAUAAUUUAAAAGUCCAAAUUCCACAACGAAAUUACGAAAAGAGAACACUAUCGUGUAUAUAAACAUUAUUAUUUAAAAAAUUAUAUUGUAUAUUUUUAUAAAUAAUAUUUUUUCUUUUUUUCUUUAUUUUUUAUUUUUUAUUUUAUGAUUUAUAUUUAUAUUUAUAUUUUAAAAAUAUUUUUUUUUGUUAUUUUGUCUUCUUCAGAAUAUAAUUAACCAUCGGAAAACUAUAUUAACUUAUAUUGUACACACUAAAGAAUGUCACAGUAUUCUGAAAUAUGAAAGAAAACAAAACUUAUGAAGUAUAUACUGAAAUAUAUUUUUUAUUGUAUCAUAUUCACAUGGUUAAUUUUAUAUAAUAAAAAUAAUUUUCUGAAGAAAUAAUAUACCUAGUUUCUACGAUUUCUUACAAUCCAACCUGGAAAAUAAAGAAAGUCAGCAUGUAUCACAACUUUUGGAAGACAUCUUACUUCAAUCAAAUUCCCACUUUUCAUUUUUCUUUCACAAAUUUUAUUUUGAGAUAGUGAGACGAUCCAAAGACCGAUUGUUUCUUGAAGUUUCCCAAUCUACGCAGAAACAAAGCAGUGUAUCAGUGUCGUGAUAAAUUUUAUAUAUCCUACGCAAACAAUUAAACUUAUGUAGAGGAAUUAAAAUACCUCUGAUCGUGCAAGCUUAAGCUCAGCUACUAGAGCAAGGAUGAGUUCAAUAGAAGGCGUGUCAUCAUAUUUAUGUGCCAACAUGAACCCUUCUAAAGGUGGUUUCUGCCGCAAACUGAGCAACCACUGAUGCUCUCUAUUCCGUAUUAGUUUUCUGGAUUUAUAAAUUCUGCAACAUUGUUAUUUUUGUGUAAUUUUAGUAUCAAAAUUAAAAAUGUAACAUAGCAAGCAAAGGAAAGAUUUUGGAGAAAUGCUUUCGAGAAUGGAUUCAGUCAACUUAAUCUCCCUAUCCAACUUACCAAAAUCCUCAGUAGCUAAUGUUCACAAAUCACACAUAAAGGAAAAAAAUCAAUCCACAAGAUACUGAAAGCUCACAACUUGCAAUUGAAAACUGAAAAUCCCACCGCCUUGCACGAAGAAGCUCGCAUUCAAGAUAGAUCGUAGAUGAUGAUUUAAGAAUGAAUUUAAGAUGGGGAAUCUGUAACUGGUAGAGAUUGAUAAUAAGAAGCUGAAACAUCUCAUGGUUCUGUUUCAUUCUCAAAUGGCGGAGAAGAAGCAAAAAGAAACCCUAAUACGUAGAGAUGGGACACCUGUCACGUCUACAGAAGCCGACUUUCUGACGUGGCGUCUGACGUGUCUCAAGCUGGAGAGAGUAAACAGGUUUAUAUAUAGAUAUAUAUUCUAGUCAUUAUGUAUAAUUUGAACCAUUCUAAAUAAUUUCUCUUUAAUUUAUUAGAAAUAAAAAGUAGUCAGCUAAAUCGAAUAAGAAUUUAAAAUUCAAAACUGUAGCCAAAUAUUAAAUGGGUGUCAAUAUUGUUUUGUGAUAUCACAUGUGUUUGUUUAUGUAUUCAUAUUUGAUUAACUAUAAUGAAAAUAUGAUUGUUUAUAUAUUCAUUUUAUGCUAACUCAAAUAAUGAUAAAACAUUUUAAAACUAAAAUGAUACAACAUGAGUGUGUCACGAUCCAGCCUACGGAUUCUGUUAAAGUAAUACCAAUUAUUCGGUUAUCUCUAAUUGUUAUUGGUGAUUUACAUUAGUGGUCAAUUAAUUAUCUCAAUAAUUGUUAAAAUCAAUUAUUAUCUCCACACGCUAAACCUUAAACCUAAAACCCAACCAAAAUUCUAAACAUUAGACAAUAUACCAAUAUGAUAAACUAAACACGCUAUUCUUAAACCAUAAACCCAAACCCAUAGGAUAAACCUAAACCCAAGUGAUAAACUUUAAACCAAAAGGAUAAGCCCUAAACCCAAAAUUCAAAAGAUGACCCUAAACCUAAAAAAUAAACCUUAAAUCCAAACCCAUAUAAUAAACACUAAACCCAAUGGAUAAACACUAAAUCCUAAACCCGAAGAUAAAUCCUACUCCAAGAGGUGAACCUUAAUCUUAUAUCCAAAAGAUAAACCUAAAUCCAAACCAUAUGUUAAACACUAAAUCGAAAGGAAAUAUAAUAAACCCUAAACCCAAAGAUAAAUCCUAUAUCAAAAGGGAAACCUUAACUUUAAAUGCUAAACCCUAAACCCAAAAGAUAACUCUAUACACAAACCCCAUAUGAUAAACACUAAAUCCAAAAAGGAUAAACCCUAAACCAAAAAUAAACUCCAUUCCAAAGGGUGAACGCUAACCAUGUAUCCAAAGGAUAAACCCUAAACACCAAAUUGUAAAGUUUAAUCCCAUAGUAAUAUAAAUCCUAAACAAUAAAUCACAACAACCAUUAAAAGGGUAAAAAUAAUAAUAUCCAGUUAACAUAUAUAUUGGACGACUAAUACUGCUUUAAACUUGAAUGAUAUAACACAUAAGCUACAUUAAUCAGAUUGUUCAUAUCCAAUAUGUUAAGUAAUGUAUACUAGAUAUCCGGAAAUCAAUAUUGUUAGUUGUUUUUUUUGAUUAGUGAUCAGUUAUCACUACAGAUAUUAACCCAAAGAUUGUUUGAGUAGAUAAUGUGAUGUUUGAUGAAUCACUCAAAGCGAAUAAGACAUGUAACACAAUUGGGUUCAGAAACUUUUAACUGGCUAACACACAUUUUCAAUUAUAUGAUGAGGAGAUAAUGUUGUGUUACAUGUAUAAUCUUUGGUUUGGGAUCUAUAAUUAAUACCCGACCAUUGAUCAAAAAACUAACUAACAAUAAUGAUAUCCGGAUAAUUUGGGUUAUCUGGGUUUAGACCUGAGGUUUUAUCAUUUGGGUUUAGUGUUUUCUUUUAGGUUUGAGUUUAGUUUUUAGCGUUUAUCUUAUGAAUUUGGGUUUAGGGUUUAUCCAUUGAGCUUAAUAUUUAUCAUUUGGGUUUAGGGUUUAAAGUUAGAGUUUAAGGUUUAGGGUUUACGGUUUGAGUUUAGGAUUUAAGUUUAUCCCUUGGAUUUAGCAUUUAAGGCUUAAGGUUUAUAGUGAGGAGGCAUGCAUUCAGUUAAACAUAAUAUUAACUCUCCCACAUGCAAUUGACAUGGUUGUUAGAUGGAUAAAACUUUAUAAGAACAUCUAAUCUUAAUAUCUAACACUACUAAAAGCAAAAUAAGAAGAGCAUACAGGCUAUCCACGUCGGAUUUUUUAUUUGGCCAAUCAGGUUCUUUUUUUUUUACACGUCAGACUCGGGUUUGCCUUUUGCCCGAAGUCGAGUAAGAGAUUUCGUGGGCUUCUGAUUUCUCUUUGGGCUUUAAGUUUGAUUCGGGCUUCUUUGUGUUUUUUGUGUAUCGCGAGGAGAAUCAUUUAGGUGAGCCGACAUCUAAACGAGAAGCUUCUCCUCACCAUUACCGCUUCGUGUUCUUCGAUCAAAAAGAGAACCGUAGAUUCCAUCGAUUCAAUCCUAAGCUAUCAAUAGUUCCGUUUCGAUCAAUCAAUACCCCUUCAUUAUGAUUUCUUUUCACCUCCCUCUUUUCCUCCUCUUAUAUAAUUGAUCUUCCUUCUCCGUAGAAUGCAAAACCCUAGAAAAACUCAGAUCUCAAGAUAUGGCGAUGAAACGAAAUGGAAAGUCUCCUGCGUCUUCCGAGUCUGACGAAUCAGUGAUGUUCUUCAGAGAUGUCUCUCUCGGUCCCCAUGAAACCCGGUUGCGAUUCCGACUCAUCCAUUUCUGGGAGGCUCAGAACCCGGUGAAGAAGACCCUUAUUGGUCUGGAAAUGCUUCUCAUCGACGAGCAGGGAACUGUCAUUCAAGGAUUCAUCCCACCAGGUCGUAUUAAGAAAUACCUGCCUGAGAUGAAGCGAGGUUCAGUUUACGAACUCAUCAACUUCUACGGAUCGAAGAACAAACCGAUGUAUCGGGUUGCUGAUCAUAUCGCAACCGUGUCCUUCGCAUGGAACUCUGAGUUGUCGGUUCUUCACGACAUUCCAAUCCCUUUUGAUGAAGACCGUUUCAGGAUGCAUUCGUAUGAGGAUUUUGAGGCCAACUGUGAUCUCAAAGGUGACCUCUACGAUGUUCUUGGCCACAUGAAGCUGGUUGAUGGACAGGCUCUUACCGAGCGUCCCACCAUUGAUGAAGCGAAGCUCGCUACCACUCGGCACAUUAUGGUUCACGUGCAAUCACAUGAAGGACCUGUUAUGAAGCUUUACCUCUGGGACCAGGCAGCAACGGACUUCUGCAAGAAGUUUAAGUCCUAUGAAAACACUCCCACAGUUCUUUUGGUCACAGCUGUUAACACUAAACGUCUCGGAGGUAACCUGGCACUGAGUUCUAUGUCUCCCACACGGGUUUUCAUGGACUAUGAUGUGCAACCAACAAUUGAUUACUUCGCGUGGCUCUCCUCGAACCCAGAGAUUGCUAAGCAGGUUAGUGCAGAGGUGGUCACUAAGCGGGAGACGAUGACCAUAUCUGACAUCUUCUCCUACAUGACUCUGGAAUCUGCAAAGGAUGCCUUUUUUGAGUGCACUGCCACGAUUGAUGAUGUGGUUCAUGGAUCUGCUUGGUACUAUAUUGCAUGCACUGGGUGUCAUAGUAAGGCUACCAAAGGCGCAAAUUCAUUGAUUUGCACGAACCCAAGAUGUGUGAAGGAUACCACAGCUGGAGUUGCACAGUACCGUGCAAAGAUUUCGGUCUAUGACAGCAGUGAACAAGGUUUCUUUGUCCUGCUUGGUGAUGCUGGUUUUCAGUUGACUGGGAGGCAUGCAUCUGAGUUGGUCAGCAGCUACUUUGAGGCCAAUAAAGACAAAGGUCCUGACCAUGAAGUGCCUGUCCCGGAAGCUCUGAUCAGCAUAGUCGGACAGACCCAUAAGUUCUGUGUAAAAGUUACAGACCACAACUUCUCUGGCAACACCCGAGCAAUCACUGUGACCAAGAUCCUCCCUCCGGAGACAUCAUCACCCACAAAAGGCUCCGUUGAUAACGCUAUUGCUGCAACAUCCAUGGAAGCAGUGCAGACUGGAAGUGAAGUGUGUGGGCCUUCAAAAAGCCGUGGAGAUUCUGCAGAUGAAGAGAGUAAGAGAACGUUUGACAGUGUUGAUCCAGAGAAAGUCAAACGGGCAAGGUGUGAGAAAUAAUGAUUCAGUUCGAUAAUUCUUAAGUCUUUGCAUUGAACUUCAAGUACUAUGUUGGUUUUUGCAAGUUUGCUUCAGUUUGGUACUAUUUUGGUUUUUAACAACACUUUGCUUUGUUUCUUUUCAUUUCAAACUUUGGAUUUUAAUCGAUUAAACUAUCCUUCCUAUAUAGUUUACUCAGAUCAAUUGUUUUCAUGUUUAAAUUCCUUUAUAUACACCAACUGAUUUGGCCUCA